Messenger RNA from Arachis stenosperma, 963 nucleotides. Its product is annotated as RING-H2 finger protein ATL66-like. The record is from RefSeq and is a predicted model, not a curated record. The transcript has a single exon. Lineage: Eukaryota; Viridiplantae; Streptophyta; Magnoliopsida; Fabales; Fabaceae. Bases 227 to 784 code for a protein of 185 amino acids.
UAAUUGGUAAUUACUCACAUAGUCACAUCACUCACUCACACAACAGAAUCACUAUCUCAGUAUCUCUUACUCGUUUCUCAUAAACGCUGCCGUUUCCACUUUCUCUUCUUUUUAAUCUUCAAUCAUCUUUUGCUCUCCGGCUUCAUUCGCUGCGCACGACAACCGUACGAGUAACCACCACCACCACCACCACCGUGGCGUCUCUCUCCGCCAUUACUCCAGCACCAUGUCGGCGCCCAACCACGACUAUCACAAAUUCGACUGGCACUUCAACACGGAACUCGAGGACGAGACCAUCGAACUCCGAGGCCGGAGGCUCAUCUUUGUUAUCGUCCUCUUCGUCAUUAUCCUCAUCACCACCGCCUUCUUCGUCUACCUCCGCUGGAUCUGCCGCUCCCGCGGCCUCAUCCCGGUCACAUCGAUCCACCUCCGCCACCAGUUGCCGCCGCACACUCAACCUCAGUCCAACGGCCUGGACGCCGCCACCAUCAAGAAACUCCCGAUCGUGCUCUACCAGGGGCCGCCAACUGCAUCUGCGACAGAUCUGAACCGCGGCGGCGCGUUGGAAUGCUGCAUAUGCCUGAGCGCGUUCCGCGACGGAGAGAAGCUGAAGACUCUUCCCGGUUGCAAGCACCGGUUCCACUGCGAGUGCGUAGACAAGUGGCUCACGAAUCACUCGAGUUGCCCGUUGUGCAGAGCUUCUCUCAAGCUCGCUCCUCCAUUACCGAGGAUUUUGUAUCCAGAACCUCCCAUUAGAAUCACUAUUAACAAUGAAGAACAAUGAGCUCUCAUUCAGAUCUCUUUCUUUCUCUCUGUUCUCUAUUUUUUUUUUUCUUUUUAGUUUUUUUUUAAUAUAAAUUAGUAUACAUAUUAUUAAUGAUAAUUUAUUACCGUACUUGUUUUGGAUACUCUUUUAGGGUAAUUAAAUUAUGAGGUGUGAGUGUGUGACUCUGAACUUUUGAU